Porites evermanni is the source of this 38846-nucleotide messenger RNA. The record is from the annotation of a GenBank genome assembly. Lineage: Eukaryota; Metazoa; Cnidaria; Anthozoa; Scleractinia; Poritidae.
GUUCAGCCUGAGAUCACAACACCUCCGCAAUCUGCGACAAGGAAAGAAGGGGAGAAUGUAACUUUCACAUGUGAUGCAGAUGGAAAUCCUGCACCUUCAUUCUCGUGGAUCAAAGACGGUUUAGUUGUGAAUGCGAAUUCGAGAAUUACUGUAUCGUCCAAUAAAUUGACUAUAACGAAUGUGACCUUGGCGGACCAAGGGCAGUACUUCUGUAACGCUACCAACGAUUUAGGAAAUGUUCUCUCUACUGCUGCUAUACUGAAAGUACUGUGUAAGUAAACUUUUGUUUAUCAAAAAAGCACUGCAGUUAACAAGUCACGUCACUCAGUUGCUUAACGUGGUUCGAUAAAGCUAGUUGGACUUCAAAGGGACUUUAAAACUUAAGCUGUUAAAUAGUUUGUCUCUGUCUGUAGUUGCACCUACAUGUGUUGAUUUAAUAGUUUGUUUUCUAAUUAUAGUUGCACCUCAGAUCGCAACACAACCUCAGGGUGGACCAGUAAUUGAAGGCCAAAACGUGACGUUAUUUUGUAACGCCAGUGGUAAUCCUGUACCGACAAUAACAUGGACAAGAAAUGGUUCCGUAUUAACUAGCAAUGUUGCCCGGAUUAGUUUUGGAGCAGAAAGUAGAGAGUUGACGAUAACGAAUAUUAACAGAGCUGACAGCGGAGAAUAUCGAUGUGUAGCAAACAACAGUGAGGGGAAUGUUACUUCUGGUGCUGUUACCCUAGACGUACAAUGUGAGUACACGUCGUGUCCAUUUGAUUAUGAUAUGACAGGUAAAAGGAGUGCUAGUGUGGUUACUCGCGGCUUACUACUUUAUAUCGGGUCACUUGGCUGCGAUCGGAGCAUGGUCUUAACUUGAUUAUUUGUUAGUUACUAUUGUAAAAAUUAUUAUUUGAUUACACUGGACUGCGCAGGCUAAGGAUACCAUUGCUCACUUACGUGUGCAGUACUGUUACAAAUUCCCAUGCAUGAAGAACUGCAAGUUCACUUAGUGCACAAGCAGACGGCGACAAGUUAUCGCGUUUCGCUCUCAAGUGAUAACACCAAUACGCUGACGGGAGACACUAUUUCUUAUUGCUUAAUAACGCUAGCUCUUAACUGAUAACAUGAACUGAGUUACGCUUCCCAGAGCAUACAUCGAGAACGUUCGUGGCUAACGUUACUCAUCACAUCAGUAUUGAUACUGUAAAUUGUUCCCCUUUCACACACUAGUUUAGAACACUGCAUCUAUUUUCACUGCUGUUAAUGCACCGCCUUUUUAAAUAUGAAUAAAUCACUAACCAGGCAGUCUUCGGCCAUUAAUGCGCCGAUUAGCCCUUUGAGGUCCUUUCACAGACCGCACUGACAGAUUUUCCAACCCUUUCAUACGCUUUAAAUAGUGAAAUCCUUACCCCCUUUUAUGUACUUGAAGCCUGAAAAAGGUACCCUUUCGGGAGGGGCCUCCCCGUGUAGACCAUCACUAGAGGGAGUCGCCCCGUUGUCUGUGUGCACAGAUUGCUCAGCGACAAAUUGUCAUGCUCUGCUAUCACGAAAUGUUUUAAAAGUUACUCUAACUUCCCGGUGCACAGAUGCUUUUUCGCUUUACAAUGAUAUCCUAAGUAGUCAAGUUAUCUGCACCUUGAGGCGCCCAAAAGUCAUUAUAAGACUAUUUAAGACUCAUUCAGCGUUUGCUAUUCUCCCUUAUUUUCUACUUCAAUCGCAUUGCCUUCUAAUUACAGAUCAGCCUGAGUUUAAUACGCAUCCACAAAAUAAGACAAAGAAAGAAGGGGAGAAUGUGACUUUUACCUGUAAUGCAGUUGGCAAUCCUGCACCCACAUUCUCAUGGACGAGAGACGGUUCUGUUGUGAAUACGACUUCAAGAAUCACUUUUAACGAAAAUAAUAAGACGUUGACCAUAACGAAUGUGAUCAAAGGAGACAGCGGAGAAUACAUCUGUGUGGCUACGAACAAUGUUAACACAGUUCAAUCUAACCCUUCCACAUUAAAUGUACAAUGUAAGGAUACUUUUGCUUGAUUAUUCAGCAUGCUGGGUAGUUAAAUAUAAAGUAGUACUACUGAGGUAUCCAAUAUUUAUUAGGAGGAUCAUUAUUGAAGUACUUGGAUAGAUUUCGACCAAUUAGACGGUUCACAUAAUCUCUGCUCUCUUUGCUAUCAUGAGCUGAACUUGCGCGUGGGGAAUGGGUUGGAAUUGGAAUCGAGAAACAGCAAAUCGUCAUUAGGUUCACAAAGAAAAUUGACUUUGAAAUAAAGUGUUGACAGGCUAAACACGACUCACAUAAGCAAGUGAUAGUGUGAAACGUGACCACCUCAUUUUUUUUUUCACUAACACGAACCUCCAUGCAAAUAGCAUGAAUUUGUGCCAAUAACCAUUGAUGUAGGAUUCUGUUCAGGAAACUUUGGGAAAAUGCAGGUUUUUGUCGAGUUUUAACUGUAUCCUUAGGCUGAGAUCCGCUAGGUUCUGUUUAAGUCUCUACACAAUCCUAUCAAGUUUAACUUUUUGGUUAACAACAUAAUAAUUUCUUAUAACUGCAGUUCAGCCUGAGAUCACAACACCUCCGCAAUCUGCGACAAGGAAAGAAGGGGAGAAUGUAACUUUCACAUGUGAUGCAGGUGGAAAUCCUGCACCUUCAUUCUCGUGGAUCAAAGACGGUUUAGUUGUGAAUGCGAAUUCGAGAAUUACUGUAUCGUCCAAUAAAUUGACUAUAACGAACGUGAACAGCGCGGACCAAGGGCAGUACUUCUGUAACGCUACCAACGAUUUAGGAAAUGUUCUCUCUACUGCUGCUAUACUGAAAGUACUGUGUAAGUAAACUUUUGUUUAUCAAAAAAGCACUGUGGUUAACAAGUCACGUCUUAAUAAACUUGAAACUUGAACUUGAAACUCGUCACUCAGUUGCUUAACGUGGUUCGAUAAAGCUACAACCCCGGACAAAACUGUUGAGACAUUUCCAUCUAUUUUCUAACUUUUGCACCCUACUCCCGUCUCCCCUAAACACAAAAAGUAAACCCCCUCCCCGCUCCCUAUUCAAAGUUGUCUUGGUCUAAAAACCAACGUGUAUAAUUGCCAUGCUAUCCUAAACAACUUUGGAUAAGGGGAGGGGGGGAAUCGGGCAUUCAUUUGGCGGAGGUUUCAGUUUUUGCCGGGAUGACAGGAAAAAACAGGCAUUUUCGCGAUUUGUCUCAACAGGUUUUGUCCGGGGUUGUAGUUGGACUUCAAAGGGACUUUAUAACUUAAGCUGUUAAAUAGUUUGUCUCUGUCUGUAGUUGCACCUACAUGUAUUGAUUUAAUAGUUUGUUUUCUAAUUAUAGUUGCACCUCAGAUCGCAACACAACCUCAGGGUGGACCAGUAAUUGAAGGCCAAAACGUGACUUUAUUUUGUAACGCCAGUGGUAAUCCUGUACCGACAAUAACAUGGACAAGAAAUGGUUCCGUAUUAACUAGCAGUGUUGCCCGGAUUAGUUUUGAAGCAGAAAGUAGAGAGUUGACGAUAACGAGUAUUAACAGAGCUGACAGCGGAGAUUAUCGAUGUGUAGCAAACAACAGUGAGGGGAAUGUUACUUCUGGUGCUGUUACCCUAGAUGUACAAUGUGAGUACACGUCGUGUCCAUUUGAUUAUGAUAUGACAGGUAAAAGGAGUCCUAGUGUGGUUACUCGCGGCUUACUACUUUAUAUCGGGUCACUUGGCUGCGAUCGGAGCAUGGUCUUAACUUGAUUAUUUGUUAGUUGCUUUUGUAAAAAUUAUUAUUUGAUUACACUGGACUGCGCAGGCUAAGGAUACCAUUGCUCACUUACGUGUGCAGUACUGUUACAAAUUCCCAUGCAUGAAGAAGUGAAAGUUCACUUAGUGCGCAAGCAGACGGCGACAAAUUCUUGCGUUUCGCUCUCAAGUGAUAACCCCAGUAUGCUGACUGGAUAUAUUAUCACUUGUUGGUAAAUACUGCUAGCUCUAAACUGAUAACAUGAACUGAGUCACGCUGCCCAGAGCAUACAUCGAGUGAAUUUUCGUGGUUAACCGGUUACUCAUCACAUCAGUAUUGAUAUUGUAUAUUGUUCCCCUUUCACACACUAGUUUAGAACGCUGCGUCCAUUUUUCCUGCUGUUAAUGCACCGCCUUCUUAAAUAUGAAUAGAUCACUAAACCAGGCAAUCUUCGACCAUAAAUGCGCCGAUUAGCCCUUUCAGGUCCUUUCACAGACCGCACUGACAGAUUUUCCAACCCCUUCAUACGCUUUAAAUAGUGAACUCCUCUCCCCGUGUUAUGUACGUGAAGCCUGAAAAAGGUACCCCUUUCGGGAGUAGCGUCGCCGUACAGGCCAUUAUAGGGAGUCGCCCCCUUUCCCCGCGUAUACAGAUUGCUCAGCGACAAAUUGUCGUGCUCUGCUAACACGAAAUGUUUUAUAUCUUACUCUAACUCCCCGUUGCACGGAUGCUUUUUCGCAUUACUGUGAUAUCCUAAGUGAUCUAGUUAUCUGCGCCUUAAGGUGCACAAAAGUCAUUUUAAGACCAUUUAAGACUUACUUAGCGUUUGCUAUUUUCUCUUAUUUUCUGCUUCAAUCGCAUGCCUUCUAAUUACAGAUCAGCCUGAGUUCGAUAGGCAUCUACAAAAUAAGACAAAGAAAGAAGGGGAGAAUGUGACUUUUACCUGUAAUGCAGUUGGCAAUCCUUCACCCACAUUCUCAUGGACGAAAGAUGGUUCUGUUGUGAAUACAACUUCAAGAAUCACUUUUAACGAAAAUAACAAGACGUUGACUAUAACAAAUGUGAUCAGAGGAGACAGCGGAGAAUAUAUCUGUGUGGCUACGAACAAUGUUAACAAAGUUCAAUCCAACUCUUCCACAUUAAAUGUACAAUGUAAGGAUACUUUUGCCUGAUUAUUCAGCAUGCCGGAUAGCUAAAUAUUAAGUUUUACGACUGAGAUAUCCAAUAUUUAUUAGGAGGAUCAUUACUGAAGUACUUGGAUAGAGUUAGACCAAUUAGACGGUUCACAUAAUCUCCGCUAUCUUUGCUAUCAUAGCGUGACGGGGAAUUGGAUUGGAAUUGGAAUUGGUGGAUGAUUUCAUACAAAUCCGGCUGUAUUUUGUCACCCAACUAGAACUGAAGGCGGAGGAGAAAAUUGAUAAAUUGAUAAAUAUCAAGACCUGGCAAGAGAAUUGACUAAGGAAACUGUCCAAGCUGUUUACAAAGUUUGCGCCAUCGACUAAAUUCACACCCACAGACUUUUUCAUUUAUCAAACAGUAGUUAUGAACAUUCUACUCAGAAAUCUUGUCCUGAUUAGUAGCCUUGUACUUUUUCCCUUCCAGAUGCGCCUGGGUUCACCAAACAUCCUGACAAUACCGUGAAAGUAGAGGGAGGGACUGCUAUCUUUAACUGCACUGUAGAUGGAAACCCUGAACCCAGCAUUGACUGGACAAAAGACAACGUGACUCUUAACAUCACAGCAGAUUCAGAUCUAAGCGAAUCAAACUCAGGAAAAGUUCACUCUUUAACAAUACAGAAUGUUCAUCGGUCAGAUGAAGGGCAAUACAGAUGUGUGGCAAACAACAGCAUUGGUUCUGCAACUUCGGAGGCGGGGUCACUCUCAGUGCAUUGUAAGUACCACUUAUUGCAUCGACAAUAAUGUCUCAACCCAUGUAAAGGAAUCCGGAUUCCGGAAUCCGUACAAUUUUUGCUCGUGGAAUCCGGUAUCCUGAGCUUUGGAAUCCAGAAUACAGCUCAAAGAAUCCGGAAUCCUACUAAGGAUUGGAAUCAAGUACCUAGAAUCCGGAAUCCAUGGCAUGGAAUCCAGAAUCCAAGACUGUCUUGGAUUCCCUUGCAUGAGGCAAAAUGUCAGUCAAACCAGGCCGGAUCGGAAAAAGGCCUAUUCUCUAUUGGUUUAUGCGAAGUUUGCUCACCGGAGUUCGGUUGCACCACUAAAUGUAAUCCUGAGGCCAUAUACAUCCUCGGAGACCUAGGGGCAGUCAGUCGACUGACUGCCCCUGGGUUUCCGAGGAUGGGUUAUAUACAGCUAAAUCAAAAAAGGUUCCAUUGGUCAUUGGUAUUUGGGCAUAUAGAACAAUGCAAUGAUUUUCUUGAGUAAACACCAAACACUAGCUUCCCAAUGCCCAUUAAUAGCACACGUUCAAUAUAUUAAAAUUAUAACAUGACCCCGAGGCCUCAGGGACACAUUGCAAAUUUUUCACGACCUUAUUGUCUCACAAUUCCAAUAAGAGACUUGAGCACGAAAAAGAUCAAACCAAAUAUAGAAAAAUGACCAGAAAGCCUCGGUGUCAUGUUAGAAUUUUAAUAUAUCGAACGUGGGCUAUUCCUACUGCUCAAAGCAAUCUUAAUUGAACCAGCUAUAUAAAUGCUAAUUGUUCAAUACACUAACCAUCUAUACAUAACUGAAUGCAAUAACGUUCCAUAUAAAGCUAUAGCGGUAUCAAGAUCACAGACGAUUUUUCCUUUUCGUAAACCUGAUCAUUCGCCGACUCGUGAUACCCUAUAAUUAAAAGAGAUGAAAAUACUCACGACCAUUAAUUCCAUAGAAGCCGGCAGAGAAAGAAUAGGAAAGCCACAAUAAGUAGUAGUCGGACUUGUUACGUACAAAGAAGGCACAAGAAGGAAAGCGGAAACAAUACAGACCAACAUACAGACAGACAGACGGAUAAAAUCACGAUUUUUUUUUCGGUUAAAAUGAGGACCGUCUCGUUUAUCCUUGAAAAACGACGUGAAAUUACCCAAUUUCACGUUAUGUAGGACAUGCGAAGAAUUUUUCUGCCUUUUUAUUUAUUUUGAAUGCGGUUUCUUGUAAUUUAACCUCCACGAAAAUUCGCGUACAUCUGAGUCAAAAUGUCAAAUGGGUUGUGACAAUCGCGAUGAAGUUUUUAAAACAACGCAAAUACUUUUUACUAGUGAUGUUUUCACUGACGUCGUCGUCGCUGCCGCGUAAAAUCCCUAUUGAGACGGAUUAUCCUACCAUAAUCCGUCUAUUCCGACAAAUCGGUCAUUAACACCAAGGUGUGAUUAGCAAAAGCUUUUUUUCGGUUUCCUUUAAAGUUAUGCAAACUUUUCAAAGGUUCGACAUCUCUUGAGCUCUUUUUAGUUAUUGAUUAUUACCGGAUGUAAUAGAGGCAAAACUGAUUUAAUUUUUCUUCCAACGGAGAUUAAUUAAUUAUUUUGAAAAUAUGAACAAACAAUAAUAAGAAGAAAGGAAAAGCAAAAAAAUGCCAAGUAUAAAGAACCGAUUCCGGUUCUUCCCUGUUGGCCAUAUUUGUAGUCGGUGGAAGACCGCGAAAGCCAUCCUGUCCUUUCCAAGGCUGAAACUAACACUCAUAAGACACAAGUUCCUUACCAAAAAUGGUUUGAAAACUCCAUUUUUAGAACUUCCGAUCUGUUUUUGUGUGAAGAAAGGUUAAUCCGGCUUUAUAAUGGUCGGGUCCUCACCUUCAAUAAAAAGGUUAUCGCGUGUUAGUUCUACGCCAAAACAUGUAAAAUAGUAAUAAUAAAACAGCAUGAUACUAAACCUUAGAAAAGUAAAACUAUUGUUAUUUUAUUAAACAUAACUUAAGUUGUUGAUAUAUAUGCCAUUGUUUUGACUUUUACCGUGUUUUAAGAAAGGAAAUGCGUGACGUCAAGAAAUUGUCUCGAACUAUCUCUUCGUGAUAUUUCCUUGUGUGUUGCACCGACAACUUGAGCCGAUUUAGUCGCUUUUUAUCGAUUGCAUCCUUUAAUUCCUAAGUCGUUUUUUUCAAUUGAACUCAAGAAGUUUAGAAAUGAACGUAAAUAGCCUCGAAGUUACGAAUUUUCGACAAAUCUUAACAUUCUUAAGGGCGAUUAACUAUGGAAAUGUGCGGUUUAUUUUGAGUCGUGACCUCACAAAGUACUUUGCCAAUUGCCACCCUCGCUUUCGAUUUCCGCUCAGGGGAGGGGAGAGGAAACAUUUCAGCUCCGUCAAGUUUAUGCUUUCAAAAUAUGGACGAACGCCUUGCAGGAAGAAUCGUCCUAAAAUAUCAUUCGUCUUUUUGGUUUUCUCUCUUUCUGCUGUUGGUAUUCCAUUCGCCCGUUAUUAGUGCAGGUAAUAACUCUUUUCGAUUUUGAAACCAAAUGUUUUUAGUAUUUAUUCGUUGAAUUCACAAAGCGGAAAUAAUUUUACGAUUGUGUAUUUACAGUCGGGUUUCUCGCUUUUAUAUACUUCACCCUUUGAAUCAUGUCGUUUAUAUCUUAAACUCUCAUCCUUUUGUAGUAGAUAUAUAGAUUUUUUAAAAUUUUCCGCACAUUAUGUUCCGAAAAGUACGACACAUAAGUAAGCUGAAACGACUCUUCGUCGGUCUAUUAUAAGAAUUCUCACGGUGUAACUCUAUUCUGAUAUCGUUGUUGGAGGUAAGCGCUUUCAAGACCGCGCUACACCAUAUCUUUCCCAAAUUUUUGUUACAGAGAAACUGCAUUUCUUAUAUAAUAAUUUUAUUGCUUAUAAAGAGAUAAUCGAGUUACGUACAAGUCAACUUUGCUUUCGUUGUACACAGGUGCACUGUCAUGCAUGUAUUAAAGCUUCCAGAAUGUAUGAUCAAUUAAUGUUUUAAUUAUAAAUCAAAGUAUUCUGAGUAUUUUAAAACUAUUUAGCGCUUGUUAUUAAAUUUUCUUCCUCUUGGCCUUUGAUUCGGUUAUAAAGCUGAAAAGGAAACUUUGUUCAGUUGAAGUUUUGCAACAGUAGUUAAUUCUUCAUAUAUUUUAACUCUCUAACUUUGAUAGUAUUGAUAUUUUGUUCAUAUAAGUCUUAUUUUGCUUACAUAUAAUGAUAAGCUUAUGUAUAUUCAAAUGGUAUUCCCUGUACUUCACAUUUUUGGUAACAUUUUCGUUAAUGUUUUAUACUAACUUGUUGGUCUGUUCUUGACUAUAAAGCAUUAAAACAUUGGCAGGCCUUUGUUGAAUUCAUGCUGUGAAUAUCUAUUACAUGCAGCAUCAAUAUCACGAUUAGGCCUUCAAGGCUGUGCUCUAAGGAAAAUUGAAGGGAGCCCAGUGCUCUGAAACUGUAAAAUCUAGGGUGCCCAGCAUAUGAUUUGUAUGAAAAAUCUAAGAUUUUCUAGUCGCCUGAGGGCAAAAGUUAUAAGGCGCCAGGGGCCACUAAGCUCUGCUAGAGCACAGCCUUGGGCCUUACAUGCAAUGAUGGAAAUAUAUCAGCUACGUGUACCCGUUAGUUUUGUGGAUCUUUUUGUAAAAACACCUUUACCAAGGAGAAAAUUAAUUGAAAAAGAAACUAAAAUUCAAGAAAGUAUAUUAAGGGUAUACAUGUAUAUUUAUCAUGUCACUGAAAUGAAGCUGUUUUUUGUUAAAACAGUCUUCUGAGGCUUUGACUUUUAGAGCUAUAAAUUAAAAGUUAACAUUCUAGCAUUCCUAAUUGUAUUAAUAAGAUGGAACAUGUUACCGAGUCCAACAUUUUUUUUUAUCACAGUUGCUCCGGAAGUAACAAUUGAUGGUGGGGCACAACAGUUGGUGGUGGUGGGAAAUGAAAUACAACUGACUUGUCAUUAUAACACAUCACCUCCAGUAUCAGAAGUGAGUUGGGAAAAAGAUGGAAUUGUGAUAUCCACGAAUGGUUCUGUAAUGGUUGGAGCAAGAAGGAAUAUUACUCAUUUCAAUGACAGCACAGUACAGUUAACAAUUGCCUCAAGUAAUUCAACUGACUCUGGGAAUUAUACCUGUGUUGUUAUAAACAGAAUUGAUAAUUCAUCUGCUACUGCAUCAGUUAGAAUACAAGGUUAGUUACAACAAUUUAUUUAUUUACCAAAAAGGUUCUUUGUCUGUUCUGACAAUAGCAAACAAAUUCCAAGACAUGAGCAACAAUUUGAAACAAGUUUGAAUACUUUGUUCAAAUGUGUGGUUCCAGAAAAUAUCCAUACCAUCCCCACGGAAGGGAUCGGAUUUUCCGGGGGGGGGGGGGUCAAUUUGCUUAAAUUUUCAGGGGGGGGGGGGGGGCACCAAAGGGAAUUUUUCCAGGGGGUUUUCGUUUCUGUUUUUUUUGAACAAAUGGGGGUUUCAUUUGAACGGCUUGGACUUUUCGGUUCAAAAAAAGAAUUGUCUUGUGUUGUUUUUNAAAAAUUGCGUGACAAUGUCCCAAUCUCUUUGUUUAUACUUCUUCAAGUGAUGCUUUCUUCUUGAUGCAGUGAGAAAAAAGUACAGGUAUAUUUCACACACAUUUCAUUUGUGUGUGGCUAAGAAUUGUUCAACAAUUUCUUCAUGACUUGAGCACAUAAGGAAUUCACUUAUCUGUUAUAGAAUUUAACAGAAAAUACAUAAAACGCACAAAAUCUGCAGUAAUGAACAAAACUACUUAUUUGUUCACUUCAAUAAGAGAUAGCAAUAAUUCCAGGGGGUGUGUGAAAAUUUGGGAAAUUCUUGAGGGGAAGGAGGGGUUUACAUUUUGGGGGUCUUUUUUGGAAAAUCCAGAGGGGAAGGGGGGGGGGAGGGUUAUGCAGCAAAUCCCUUCUGUGGGGGUUGUAUGGAUAUUUUCUGGAACCCUUACAAUUGCUGGAACUUCAUCAAAGUGAUUUUGUUACUUCUGCAUCCUGCAUCCCUGAUGCAUAAAAAUCGCCAAAGAUACAAAAUAAUUGAUUGCUGCCAUAGGACACAAAGAUCGAACGAUUGGUAUGAAGAUGUUUUUGUAGAAUAUCCUGUUUGAUUUUCACAAGUUGAGUCUUUUGGACUCACCAUAACUUAAUUUGUAACAAAAUCUCUGCAUCAAAGAUGUUAUAUAAGGUUUCAAUUGACCUUUAUAUUUAUUAUGAAUUAAUGAUACCACCCAAAUGUUUGGUGUCAAAGUCACAAGCUGCAAUACACAUUGUCCACAUUUUUUGAAACACAUGUCACAUUAUGAUCUCCCCAAUGUUGAUUCAGGUAGCACCCAUUUAUUUUUAUUUUUUUCUCAUUGUUAGCCAUACUGUAUGCUGCAAAUAAGGAAGUUCUGUUUCAAGCAUUGGCAGCGUGCAAAGAAGUAGUGUCCGAUAGCCCAGGGCUAGUGGAUUUUGCUAUCGGGCUAAUGAAUUCUGUUUUUAACUUGCCCGACGGGCAAGCCAUGUUUUUUGAGGAAUUCGAAUAACAGAACAACUGUGCAAUCAAUUCUGCUUGUCAAAAAGCUUUUUGGGCUAGUUGAGAUGGCGUCUAGGCUAGUGAAUGCUAGCUUCAGCUUGCCCGAAUGGCAAGCUGUAAAAAUGAUUUUCUUUGCACCCUGAUUGGCCAGUCUUCAUUUGUUUUAUUUUGGGUUGGGUAUUUAAAUAGGUGUUGUAGUCAUGAUAGGAGACUCUGCAAUCCCUAAUAGCUGUAGUACUAUUUUCUUUUUGUAGUGGUGCCAGGCCCACCAGAGAAUGUGACAGUUAUCUCUAAGACCUCACGAGUGGUGAAUAUAUUCUGGACACCUGGCUUCAAUGGUAACAGUGAUAUUCUUAACUACACUGUGCAGAUCAGUAUAGAUAAUCGGACAUUUUCAAAUGUUACAUGUCAAGGGCUGUCAAGUAGUAGCUGUGUGGUCUCUGGCUCCUUCACCAAUGCUUCUCUUGAAGGCCUACAUCCUGGAAGGACAUAUUACUUAAAGGUGUUUGCAAGUAACAAAGUUGGUACCAGUACUGCUAGCUCAGUAAUCACCACUACCACAGAUGAAGAAGGUAUACCUUGUUACAUAAAAUUGUUGCUGUUUCUUUAGCCUGAAAAAAAAAAAAAGAAACACCUGUCACCACUAAGUUCCCCCCAAAAUGACUGCAGAUAUUCUAUGCAUAAUUAUGAAAGGUCCCUAUCCAGAUCUGGGUAGUACUUUUGAUUGGCUGUGUCCUGAGGGAAUUUGCUUCAGCCAAUCACUGAAGCACUAGCCAGAUCUGGAUAGUGACACGUUAUUAGUAUGGAGUUUCUGUGCUUGUUAUAAUAAAUUCCUCAGACAGCAUUCUGCAGAGAAAACAGUGGCAGUGUUGCAAAAUGUUGGCAUUUUUUUUUGUCUUGUUUUGUUGUGUUUUUUUUUCAGGUUAGUAUUUAUGAGGUUUCUGUAAUAUAAGUUUUCUUAUUUUACAUGUAAAUUUGUUGCUCUUUCGUCUUAUAUAUAAAGUACAUUUUACUUUUUAAAGGAACACACAUAGGGUGCUUUCCAUCAAACAAAAAUUCCGGUUUGAAAUUUUGGAAAUUCCAUGUGGUCAAUGGAAGAGUACAUUCAGGUUGCACAGACCCGACCCAAGCCUAUGCUAUGAUUUUUUUCUGAAGUUGUCAUGUUGGUGUUUUUUUCAUUGUUGUAGUACCAAAUGCUCCCCCAGGUAAUGUCAGAGGAAACAAUGAAACCUCUACCAGCAUUUUUGUACAGUGGGAUGAAGUUCCAGCAGACAAUCAAAAUGGCCUUAUAGUGAACUAUACAGUCACCUACACCAAGUCACCUGAUGGUAGUCCAACAGAUGAGGUGGUAGUGAUUGCUCCAAAAAGAAACGCUACUUUGACAACAUUGAAAAAAUUUACCAAGUACAGCAUCACAGUGUUUGCAUCUACUGCCAAGGGGGGUGGUAACAGAAGUGAACCUAUCAUUGUCAUUACAGACGAAGAUAGUGAGUACAAUUCUCAGAUGUUCAUUAAUUAAUUUUUUUUUGUACUGUAGCCAAUUUAGUUCCUUAUUUUACAUGGUGUAUCAGCACUUUUAAAAGUUCUUUUCUAAUUAUGAGGUGGGAAACACUUCAUCUUGAGGUGGAUUUAUAACUCUAGUCCACUGGAAUUGCACAUUGCAGGGUUCUCAUUAGUAUCAGCAAUGAGCUAAAAAAACUGGUCACUUUUGAUAUUGAGCCCCCUCCUCUAUGGGGAAUGGUGAGAGAGCAAGAGCCUUAAAAUGCCUUCAUCGAUUGACUGCAAAGCCACCCUCUUUAACAUUCUAGCUGUCUUCUUCAAAACUCAAUGAGAACCCCGACAAUUACCAGGCAAAACUGUCUGUCCCAUUGUUCACUGUCUCCAUGAUAAUCCUAUGUCCAUUUUAGUUAUAUUAUUAAUGAAAAAGAUAUUUACAAUCUCAAUCUUUCUAUAUCUUGCUACAGUUGAACCUUCUGUAACAACCAACCAAAAUGCAAAGACUUAGACUUAGUGUCCGCUUGCGGGAGGUGGUUGCUUACAAGAAUCAAACCACAGGGGGCCUCUUCCGAGAAGAGGCCCAGGCACAUCUGCUUUAUGGAAGAUAAAUUUAUUACAUGCAAUUUCUAAGUUAUGCCAUGUGUAGUCCCAUGUUGUUACUUAAGUUCUUCUUAUAUCCUGAGUAGCAUAAUGCACACAGCGAACAUAGAGAUUAGAGAAGGUGUGAAGUGGUCACUUACGAGAGGUUAAAAACAAUGGAAAAUCAUUGAACGUUCAUGCCCAAAACGUGGUCACAGUCGCUUAUAGGAGGUGGUUGUUUACUAGAGAUUCCAUCUGUAAGUCUUUGACUGGGAAAGUUUUGGUGUUUUGGAUAGGCGGUCACUUAUGGGAGGUGGUCGCACAUGGAGGUUCGACUGCAGUUAAUAUUUUCAAUACUACCCUCUAUCAGUGCACUACAUGUACGUAUUAGCCAAAUAAACUAAUUAGAAGAAACAGGUCUUUCCUCUAAAAUACUACUUCAGCGUGCAAAGAAAGUCGUGUCCGAUAGCCCAGGGCUACAUGUAGUGGAUUUUGCUAUCGGGCUAGUGAUUAAUUUUUUGUUCCUAAUGCUGUUUUCUGGGGAAAUUCAAAUUACAAUCCUGAUAAUUAAAAAGGGUUUUGUGUCUAGUUGAAAUGACUUGUGGGCUAAUGCAUGCUUAGUAUAGCUACAGCUUACCCGAACGGCAGGAUGUAAAACUGACUUUCUUUGCAUCCUGCUACUUGCACAGUACUUAAAUAAGUACUUGGUACACAAGAAACCUCAUCUUUCAAUCUUCCACUUAUUCUUUGCUAAGGCCUACUUAAUGUGAAUUCUGUGAUGCCGACUGUAGACCAGUCCCUAGAUGUUCAAAAGUUUGUUAACAGUAUUCACCAGAUAAAUCGCUAUCCACUGAAUAGUGCAAUAUGUUUCCCUAAUGCAUAUGCACUGAAUAGUGAUCUUUUUUGAGGAUAGUGCCAUUCAGCUUUUGAACAACUGAGGCCUGAUUGCUUCUUUGACUCAGUUCUUUCCCCACAGAAUUGAAAUGUCUUGGCUCAGUUAAAUGUGUUACGUAACAGACCAGUAAUUAUCAGAGUAAGGCUCUCCCUCCUUUGGCAACUUUGUGAAGAUAUUAUUUAGCAAUUAAUGAAAGAGGUUGAGUAGGAUAUGAAGAAUUGAGCAGAUCGAGGAGGGUUUUAUCCACCUCGGCCUUUGGCCUCGGUGGAUAACACCCUCCGAGAUCUACUUAAUUCUUUAUAUCCUACGAAAGCAGAAUUCAUUAAUUGCUUUAUUAUUCAUUCAAAAUGAUUCCUAGUUUAAAAAUAUAGCUAAAACAUGCCUACCUGCAUCGAUGUUAAGUUCUUCUUCGAUAGUGUACGUUUAGGUUUGUCCAGCUCCGCAAAUAUUCUCCAAAUAGCAGAUGUCGCCCUCCGAGUUUUCUUCUUGCUGUUUUUGCCAUGUUUUUAGCUGUUAUCUCGCCUAGUUCCAGCUGUAGUUCUUACUUUUGAAACGAGUGGAAUGUCCGCCAUUUUUUUUUCACAACCAAACAACUCAACCUCGUCCCCGGGUCUUCUCGGUAGCGAUGCCUUAACUAGUAGCGGGCGGCAUUUUUGACGUCAUUUCCUCGUUAAACACAAAAUUCUUCCAAAUUUGGUCAUCAGUAACUGGGUAUGGUGAAUUAUGCGUGUGCUUUUAACCAAUAAGAAUUGGGGAAAUAUUUUGAAUGAAUAAUAAAAGAAUUUAACAAAGCGCGCGGUUUUGUUUUGUAACGUACCAAACGGCUUCGUGGCUUGCUUGGGUCGCAACCUUAUUAAAGCUCACUUUGCUUGCUUUAGAGUCACUAACAAAUUUUUACCCUGUAGUACUGGGCCCAGUUGUUCAAAGGGUAAAUAGCACUAACCAUCGGUUAAAUCACUAUCCAGCGGAUAGGUCAUUAGGAAAACCGAUUGCACUAUCCACUGGAUAGCGUUAUCUACCUUUUGAACAACUAGGCCCUGAUCAAUAAAAAAGGAGUCGACUUGGUGCAAGUCUAUGCCCUCUUUUCAAUGCAAAAUCUAGGGGGAAGCCAGGUUUUUGCCUCAAGAUUUUUUAAUCAAAGACGGUUCAGCGGUUGUCCGAGUGAUGCAAAUAAUUCCUUUAUUAUUUUCUUAAAACCUUUGUCAGGGCCAAGCGCUCCUCCAGUCAACGUCUCGGCACGCAACCUGAGUUCUACCAGCAUUUUGGUACAAUGGGGCGAAGUGCCAGAUACUGAUAAAAACGGAAUUAUACUGAGUUACACUGUUAAUUACCAAGCAACUCCUGAAGGCAAUCCACAACAAAAACAGGUAGUGAAUGCUUCAACGAGGGAAGUAACGCUUACAGGACUCAAAAAGAAUACAGAAUAUACAAUUGAGGUGUUCGCUAAUACUUCAAAAGGAGGUGGAAAGAAGAGCGAACCUCCAAUCACGGUGCAAACGAAUGAAGACAGUAAGUAUACCAUUGCACAGGUUGCUGCUGCAGCUUUGAUGGGGCUAGACACAGACGCUUUUUGUAGGUUUGCAGUAUUACCCAAAUUUCUACUGAUGUAUGGAGCGGGAAAAUUUCAUCCACUGAUCGUAAACUUCGUCUGGCGUUGAACAUAGGGUCUCUCAAUUGAUUUACCGGUCGUUUCGCCAACGCCCUGUUCGGUAACGUCUUAAGUAAUUUUACUUACGUGUUAGGUCACUACUCGUACUUCUUUUGUUUGGUCUGCGACUGAAAGAACAAGGCAUAUACAUGUGAAUCGCUCGUUUCGUUUCUUACCCAACUGGACAUUAGCGAAACGACCGGUCACCUUUCAAUUGAGGUAUGAUGAUGAGGUAUGAUAAUUGGACAAUUAUUGGAUUUUAGCGCUAUAUAAAUAAAAUUAUUAUUAUUAUUAUUAUUAUCCAAUCUAAAUAUCCGCACGAAACCUCGGCAUAAAACAAGGCCAUGCUUAAACAGAUGGCAGCUGCUACUAGGCCACAGCUAUAGGGAUGACUCUGAGUGAUCAGAAUGUCUCCUACCUCGGGGAACUAGCUACAGGUGUAGGCUAACAGAAAGAGCGAUAAUGCCAUAUCAUAUUUUUAGGGGAAAAAAUAAAGUAUUCACUGUAUUUAUAGAACGAAACUGAGAUCCAAGGAAUCCGUAAGAAACAUCGUUCGUAGCAACGAAAUAACUUUGCUAACUCUUUGAACAGCACUGAUUAUAAGCAAAACUUACGUCUUAAUUUGUGUAUUAGAGCUAGAAACGUGGUGAAAUAAUGACGUGAUUUUAUGAACAUCUCCACCCAAUCCUCUGCUUUGCUUCAUUUCAGAAUUUGAGAAAGGUCUCUAUUGUUAACGUAUUUCAUUGAUGUGUUUGAACACAGUUUGAUAGGUUGUUGACCGUUACCAUAUUUCCCCUGAAGCUGAAUUCAAAUCCUUCCCCUGACUUUCCGGUUAACAGAGUUUUAUCGGAUAUAAAGGUCCUUACACGUGACUCAAUAUUAACGACUUUUUGAAAAACAGAUGAACUAAAUUGAAACAAACAGUUUUUGAAAUUUAUAAGAAAACUGCUUUCUUGAAAAACUUGAUUGUGUCACAAAACCCCUUUGUUCAUAGUUUAUUUUGACGCUUUCAUUGAUUAAAAUGCUUUUUGAAGAGGAUUUCUACCCAAGUUUCGUCAUUUCGUCGCUCUUACAUUGCUCGUAAAGUAAGCAUACUCAAAACUUGUGUGCGCGCUGAGAUCACGCCGAGGAAUAAGUUAAAGGCGAUGAAAAAAAAAAUGCUGCCACUGCCAGGCUACUUACAUUGGUAAAACCGGCAGAAACCUUAGCAUGCGACUGACUGAACACAAACGAGCGACGAGAAAUGGUAAUGUCAACAAUCACAUUGCUGAGCACCAUUUACAGACGAAACUUCUAAUCGACUGGGACUCUGCGACAUGUAUUACAUAUUCUACAGACUACUAUACAACGGCUCAGUGUAGAAAGCUGGUUUAUUGACUUGGAACCAACGCCACUGAAUAGCAGUCAGUAACCGGCACCGUACAAACGACUUAUUGACGGAAUCAAGCAAAACUAACCACGAGAGAACAAAUGGACAACUGACAAUUUGACUAACAAUAAACGACUGUUUAACUGUGAUGAUAGACGGAUCGAAACGCACCAAUGAUAUUACGAUUCUUCAUAGCCAAUAACAUCACGGCUUCACUGACAGACGACCAAUAACAUCGCGACUUAAUUGACCAACCAGGUCAAUAACCAGAUUUGAAUACCAUCAACUGACUUUAUAGAACUCACCUUGACUCUGAAGAUGGCUAGCGCACAGGCUGUCGAAACGUCACUCACUGUCAACAGCAACAGUCCUAUUCAGGACUACGUUCUGUACACCCUGACGAUCAAACUCAACCUACUUAUGAAAUGACUCCUGGGUUCAAACCUUUCACACCAUUUCUUUAUUUAUUUCGGUGUAAAUUUAGGUGAUGAGUUGCUCAUGCGCAUGCCUUAAUUUCAAGCGAGUGUGCAACAUGUCGCGAUGAAUUUGUUGAGGGGCAAAUUGGGUAUUUGUUACAUGUUCUGAGAGGUCGCACAGGAAACUAGGUCAAAAAGAUUAUCAUGGACCCACAUUGAAAUUAAUUACAACACCAGUCAGUAUCGUGCAACUACAAAAUGGCCAAUAAAUUAAAGCUAGAAUCUUGGACAGAAAUGUUAAGGAAAAUUAAAUGGACGUGCUUAAGUCUAAUUUCAAGAUAGAGCUCUUUACUGCAAUGAUUUCGAGGUUAAGUACAUUAUAAGUAUUUCAACAGGAGCUCAGCUUUUCUCAGUCCUUGGCUAAGUUUCUACGUUACAAAAGACCAAAAUGUUUUGCGCAUUCAAGGGUAUGUCAUAACAUUUGCAAUACAUCCUUUAAAGAGGACGACUUUAGUCUUUUAGACUUCUAGUCCCGUGUUGAUUGCCUAAGAGUGUGUAAAAGUCUUGCUUAAAACAAUGUUUUCUUUUCUUUUUUUUUUCUUUCCGUUUAUCCAGAGCCAAAUGCUCCACCAUCUGAUGUCCAAGGUCGGAACACCAGUUCUACCAGUAUUUUGGUUGAGUGGGAUGAAGUUCCCCCAGCUGAUCAAAAUGGCAUUAUACUGAGUUACACAGUUACCUACAAAGAGCCUCCUGAUGGCAGUCCACAAGCCAAGGUAGUGGAUGCUCCAAUAACUCAAGCAAAUCUAACAGGACUCAAUGAAUACACCAACUACAGCAUUACAGUGUUCGCCUCUACUGUGAAGGGAGAUGGAAAUGCUAGUGCACCUAUUGUUGUAAUCACGGAUGAAGAUAGUAAGUUUAUCGUUGUUUUAGAAAGUAUUUCAUCAUAAGAGAUCACUUGCUUCAAAUGGCUGCUGGUCACGGGUCUGUGAGAUAUAAUACACACCUCCCUCCUCCCUCCCAUUCAAAGUUGUUCCUCCAAGUUUUGAGCAUGGUCUUCUAUUGCUAGCAACUUUAAUAAGGGUUGGAGGGGAGAUCACAAGCACAAAAUCGUGGACAGGCCAUUUAUGCCAAAAUACGGUAGAGUGUCUCUGGUACUUUUGCAACUGGUUGCUUUGAUUUUUGCCCAAUAUUUCCAUUCAUAGCUGUGGAAAACGUUAAGUGUAGUGGCACUCUAAGCUGUACAAAAGUCUGGUACAAAUUUUUGACCGUAAGGGUUUUUUUUUCUUUCAGAGCCACAUGCCCCUCCAUCUAAAAUCCAGGGACACAACACAAGUUCUACCAGUAUUUUGGUUGAGUGGGGUGAAGUUCCCCCAGCUGAUCAAAAUGGCAUUAUACUGAGUUACACAGUUACCUACAAAGAGCUUCCUGAUGGCAGUCCACAAGCCAAGGUAGUGGAUGCUCCAAUAACUCAAGCAAAUCUAACAGGACUCAAUGAAUACACCAACUACAGCAUUACAGUGUUCGCCUCUACUGUGAAGGGAGAUGGAAAUGCUAGUGCACCUAUUGUUGUAAUCACGGAUGAAGAUAGUAAGUUUAUCGUUGUUUUAGAAAGUAUUUCAUCAUAAGAGAUCACUUGCUUCAAAUGGCUGCUGGUCACGGGUCUGUGAGAUAUAAUACACACCUCCCUCCUCCCUCCCAUUCAAAGUUGUUCCUCCAAGUUUUGAGCAUGGUCUUCUAUUGCUAGCAACUUUAAUGAGGGUUGGAGGGGAGAUCACAAGCACAAAAUCGUGGACAGGCCAUUUAUGCCAAAAUACGGUAGAGUGUCUCUGGUACUUUUGCAACUGGUUGCUUUGAUUUUUGCCCAAUAUUUCCAUUCAUAGCUGUGGAAAACGUUAAGUGUAGUGGCACUCUAAGCUGUACAAAAGUCUGGUACAAAUUUUUGACCGUAAAGGUUUUUUUUUCUUUCAGAGCCACAUGCCCCUCCAUCUAACAUCCAGGGACACAACACAAGUUCUACCAGUAUUUUGGUUGAGUGGGGUGAAGUUCCCCCAGCUGAUCAAAAUGGCAUUAUACUGAGUUACACAGUUACCUACAAAGAGCUUCCUGAUGGCAGUCCACAAGCCAAGGUAGUGGAUGCUCCAAUAACUCAAGCAAAUCUAACAGGACUCAAUGAAUACACCAACUACAGCAUUACAGUGUUUGCUUCUACUGUGAAGGGAGAUGGAAAUGCUAGUGCACCUAUUGUUGUAAUCACGGAUGAAGAUAGUAAGUUAAUCGUUGUUUUGGAAAGUAUUUCAUCAUAACAGAUCGCUGACGCUUAAAUAUAGUAAAAUACGGUACAUUGUUCACUGACAGUUCCGUAGCGGCGUAGAGUGGUUUUGGAUCGGUAGGUCUUGCUAUGUGAUGAUGAGACACUCCCAUAAAAAACGACCUUUCUUGCUUCAAAUGGCUGCUGGUCACGGGUCUGUGAGAUAUAAUACACACCUCCCUCCUCCCUCCCAUUCAAAGUUGUUCCUCCAAGUUUUGAGCAUGGUCUUCUAUUGCUAGCAACUUUAAUGAGGGUUGGAGGGGAGAUCACAAGCACAAAAUCGUGGACAGGCCAUUUAUGCCAAAAUACGGUAGAGUGUCUCUGGUACUUUUGCAACUGGUUGCUUUGAUUUUUGCCCAAUAUUUCCAUUCAUAGCUGUGGAAAACGUUAAGUGUAGUAGCACUCUAAGCUGUACAAAAGUCUGGUACAAAUUUUUGACCGUAAAGGUUUUUUAUCUUUCAGAGCCACAUGCCCCUCCAUCUAAAAUCCGGGGACACAACACAAGUUCUACCAGUAUUUUGGUUGAGUGGGAUGAAGUUCCCCCAGCUGAUCAAAAUGGCAUUAUACUGAGUUACACAGUUACGUAUAAAGGGCUUCCUGAUGGCAGUCCACAAGCCAAGGUAGUGGAUGCUCCAAUAACUCAAGCAAAUCUAACAGGACUCGAUGAAUACACCAACUACAGCAUUACAGUGUUUGCUUCUACUGUGAAAGGAGAUGGAAAUGCUAGUGCACCUAUUGUUGUAAUCACGGAUGAAGAUAGUAAGUUAAUCGUUGUUUUGGAAAGUAUUUCAUCAUAACAGAUCACUGACGCAAAAAUAUAGUAAAAUACGGUAUAUUGUUCACUGACAGUUCCGUAUCUCCGUAGCGUGGUUUCGGAUCGGUAGGUCUUGUGAUGUGAUGUUGAGACUCUCCCAAGUAAAAACGACCUUUCUUGCCUCAAAUCGCUGCUUGUCACGGGUCUGUCAUAUAUAACACUGACCUCCCUCUUCCCCCCAUUCAACGUUCUUCCUCCAAGUUUUCAGCACGGUCUUGUAUUGCUAGCAACUUUGAUAAGGGGUGGAGGGGGGAUCACAAGCACAAAAUCAUGGACAGGCCAUCUAUGCCAAAAUACGGUACAGUGUCUCAAGUACUUUUGCAACCGGUUGCUUUGAUUUUUGCCCAACAUUUCCAUUCAUAGCUGUGGAAAACGUUAAGUGCAGUGGCACUCUAAGGGAAAGAUAAGUCUGGUACAAAUAUUUUGACUGUAAAGGUUUCCUUUUCUUUUAGAGCCACAUGCCCCUCCAUCUAACAUCGAAGGACACAACACAAGUUCUACCAGUAUUUUGGUUGAGUGGGGUGAAGUUCCCCCAGCUGAUCAAAAUGGCAUUAUACUGAGUUACACAGUUACCUACAAAGAGCUUCCUGAUGGCAGUCCACAAGCCAAGGUAGUGGAUGCUCCAAUAACUCAAGCAAAUCUAACCGGACUCAAUGAAUACACCAACUACAGCAUUACAGUGUUUGCUUCUACUGUGAAGGGAGAUGGAAAUGCAAGUGCACCUAUUGUUGUCAUCACGGAUGAAGAUAGUAAGUUAAUCGUUGUUUUGGAAAGUAUUUCAUCAUAACAGAUCGCUGACGCUUAAAUAUAGUAAAAUACGGUACAUUGUUCACUGACAGUUCCUUAGCUCCGUAGCGUAGUGUUGGAUCGGUAGGUCUUGCUAUGUGAUGAUGAGACACUCCCAUAAAAAAACGACCUUUCCUGCUUCAAAUGGCUACUGGUCACGGGUCUGUGAGAUAUAAUACUCACCUCCCUCCUCCCUCCCAUACAAAGUUGUUCCUCCAAGUUUUGAUCAUGCUCUUGUUAUUGCUACCAACUUUGAUAAGGGGUGGAGGGGAAAUCACAAGAAACAAAAUCAUGGACAGGCCAUUCAUGCUAAAAUACGGUACAGUGUCUCAAGUACUUUUGCAACUGGUUGCUUUGAUAUUUGCCCAACAUUUCCAUUCAUAGCUGUGGAAAACGUUAAGUGUAGUGGCACUGUAAGUCGUAGAUAAGUCUGGUAUAAUUUUUUGACCGUAAAGGUUUUUUUUUCCUUUCAGAGCCACAUGCCCCUCCAUCUAACAUGCAGGGACACAACACCAGUUCUACCAGUAUUUUGGUUGAGUGGGGUGAAGUUCCACCAGCUGAUCAAAAUGGCAUUAUACUGAGUUACACAGUUACCUACAAAGAGCUUCCUGAUGGCAGUCCACAAGCCAAGGUAGUGGAUGCUCCAAUAACUCAAGCAAAUCUAACAGGACUCAAUGAAUACACCAACUACAGCAUUACAGUGUUUGCUUCUACUGUGAAGGGAGAUGGAAAUGCUAGUGGACCUAUUGUUGUAAUCACGGAUGAAGAUAGUAAGUUAAUCGUUGUUUUGGAAAGUAUUUUAUCAUAACAGAACACUGACGCAAAAAUAUAGUAAAAUACGGUAUAUUGUUCACUGACAUUUCCGUAUCUCCGUAGCGUGGUUUUGGAUCGGUAGGUCUUGUGAUGUGAUGUUGAGACUCUCCCACGUACAAACGACAUCUCUUGCCUCAAAUCACUGCUUGUCACAGGUCUGUGAGAUAUAAUACUAACCUCCCUCCUCCCUCCCAUUCAAAGUUGUUCCUCCAAGUUUUCAGCAUGAUCUUGUAUUGCUUGCAACUUUGAUAAGGGGUAGAGGGGGACCACAAGCACAAAAUCAUGGCAGCCCCUUUAUGCCAAAAUACGGUACAGUGUCUCAAGUACUUUUUCAACUGGUUGCUUUGAUUUUUGCUCAACAUUUCCAUUCAUAGUAGUGUAAAACGUUAAAUGUAGUAGCACUCUAAGCCGUAGUUAAGUCUGGUACAAUUUUUUUCACCUUAAAGGGUUUCCUUUCUUUCAGAGCCACAUGCCCCUCCAUCUAACAUCCAAGGACACAACACCAGUUCUACCAGUGUUUUGGUUGAGUGGGGUGAAGUUCCCCCAGCCGAUCAAAAUGGCAUUAUACUGAGUUACACAGUUACCUACAAAGAUCUUCCUGAUGGCAGUGUAGAAAGCAAGGUAGUGGAUGCUCAAGUAACUCAAGCAAAUCUAACAGGACUCAAUGAAUACACCAACUACAGCAUUACAGUGUUUGCCUCUACUGUGAAGGGAGAUGGAAAUGCUAGUGCACCUAUUGUUGUAAUCACGGAUGAAGAUAGUAAGUUAAUCGUUAUUUUGGAAAGUGUUUUAUCAUAAUAGAUCGCUGACGCUUAAAUAUAGUAAAAUACGGUACAUUGUUUACUGACAGCUCCGUAGCAGAGUAGAGUGGUUUUCGAUCGGUAGGUCUUGUUUUGUGAUGUUGAGACACUCCCAUAAAAAAACGACCUUUCUUGCUUCAAAUGGCUGCUGGUUACGGGUCUGUGAGGUUUAAUACUGACUUCCCUCCUCCCUCCCAUUCAAAGUUGUUCCUCCAAGUUUUGAGCAUGGUCUUUUAUUGCUAGCAUUUUUGAUAAGGGUUGGAGGGGGGAUCACAAGCACAAAGUCAUGGACAGGCCAUUUUUGCCAAAAUUCCUCUACAGUGUCUCAAGUACUUUUGCAACUGGUUGCUUUGAUUUUUGGCCAACAUUUCCAUUCAUAGCUGUGGAAAACGUUAAGUGUAGUGGAACUCCAAGCCCUAGAUUAAGUCUGGUAUAAUGUUUGACCGUAAAGGUUUUUUUUUCUUUCAGAGCCACAUGCCCCUCCAUCUAACAUCCAGGGACACAACACAAGUUCUACUAGUAUUUUGGUUGAGUGGGGUGAAGUUCCCCCAGCUGAUCAAAAUGGCAUUAUACUGAGUUACACAGUUACCUACAAAGGGCUUCCUGAUGGCAGUCCAGAACGCAAGGUAGUGGAUGCUCCAAUAACUCAAGCAAAUCUAACAGGACUCGAUGAAUACACCAACUACAGCAUUACAGUAUUUGCCUCUACUGUGAAGGGAGAUGGAAAUGCUAGUGGACCUAUUGUUGUAAUCACGGAUGAAGAUAGUAAGUUACUCCUUGUUUUGGAAAGUUUUUCAUUAUAAUAGAUCGUUGACGCUUAAUUAUAGUAAAAUACGGUAUAUUGUUUACCGACAGUUCCGUAGCUUCGUAGCCUUGUUUUGGAUCGGUAGAUAAUGUUGAGACACUCCCACGAAAAAACGACCUAUCUUGCUUCAAAUCGCUGCUGGUCACUGGUCUUUGAGAUAUAAUACUGACCUCCCUCCUUCCUCCCAUUUAAAGUUGUUCCUCCAAGUUUAGGGCAUGGUCUUCUAUUGCUAGCAAUUUUGAUAAGGGUUGUAGGGGGGAUCACAAGCACAAAAUCAUGGACAGGCCAUUUAUACCAAAAUACGGUACAGCGUACCAAGUACUUUUGCAACUGGUUGCUUUGAUUUUUGGCCAACAUUUCCAUUCAUAGCUGUGGAAAACGUUAAGUGUAGUGGAACUCUAAGCCGUAGAUAAGUCUGGUACAAUUUUUCGACCGUAAAGGUUUUUUUUUUCUUUCAGAGCCACAUGCCCCUCCAUCUAACAUCCAGGGACACAACACAAGUUCUACUAGUAUUUUGGUUGAGUGGGAUGAAGUUCUCCCAGCUGAUCAAAAUGGCAUUAUACUGAGUUACACAGUUACCUACAAAGGGCUUCCUGAUGGCAGUCCAGAACCCAAGGUAGUGGAUGCUCCAAUGACUCAAGCAAAUCUAACGGGACUCAAUGAAUACACCAACUACAGCAUUACAGUGUUUGCUUCUACUGUGAAGGGAGAUGGAAAUGCUAGUGCACCUAUUGUUGUAAUCACGGAUGAAGAUAGUAAGUUAAUCAUUGUUUUGGAAAGUAUUUCAUCAUAAGAAAUCACUGAGGCUUACAUAUAAUAAAAUACGGUAUAUUGUUCACUGACAGUUCCGUGCCUCCGUAGCGUGGUUUUGGAUCGGUAGGUCUUGUUUUGUGAUGUUGAGACACUCCCACGAAAAAAACACCUUCCUUGCUUCAAUUCCCUGCUGGUCGCGGGUCUGUGAGAUAUAAUAGUGACCUCCCUCCUCCUUGCCAUUCAAAGUUGUUCCUCCAAGUUUUGAUCAUGCUCUUGUUAUUGCUACCAACUUUGAUAAGGGGUGGAGGGGGGGAUCACAAGCACCAAAUCAUGGACCGGCCAUUUAUGCCAAAAUACGGUACAGCGUAUCUAGUACUUUUGCAACUGGUUGCUUUUAAUUUUUGGCCAACAUUUCCAUUCAUAGCUGUGGAAAACGUUAAGUGUAGUGGCACUCUAAGCCGUAGAUAAGUCUGGUAUAAUUUUUUGACCGUGAAGGUUUUUUUUUUCUUUCAGAGCCACAUGCCGCUCCAUCCAACAUUCAGGGACGCAACACAAGUUCUACCAGUAUUUUGGUUGAUUGGGGUGAAGUUCCCCCGGCUGAUCAAAAUGGCAUUAUACUAAGUUACACAGUUACCUACAAAGAUCUUCCUGAUGGCAGUCCACAAGCCAAGGUAGUGGAUGCUCCAAUAACUCAAGCAAAUCUAACAGGACUCGAUGAAUACACCAACUACAGCAUUACAGUGUUUGCUUCUACUGUGAAGGGAGAUGGAAAUGCUAGUGCACCUAUUGUUGUCAUCACGGAUGAAGAUAGUAAGUUAAUCGUUGUUUUGGAAAGUAUUUCAUCAAAACAGAUCACUGACGCUUAAAUAUAGUAAAAUACUUUAUGUUGUUCACUGACAGUUCCGUAGCUCCGAAGCGUAGUGUUGGAUCGGUAGGUCCUAUAAUGGGAUCAUUAGGUGGAGAUGGCGAGAAUUUAGCUGCUAUUUGAAUUUAAUUUGUUGGUUGUUGAGAUGAAGGCAGUAUAUAUGUUGUAAAAGUGCUUUUUGUAUAUUUUUGCCCUUCUUGAAGAACGCGGUAAGGUUUGAAAGAACAAGGGAAACUGUCGAUGUUAAGACUUAUGCACCUAUCAAUGUAAACCCCGUGGGGGGGGGGGGGGGGGGGGGCAAGGGGUGGGGGGUUUAUAAAUUUUAAAAUUUUUUACACAAAUUCCCCCGGGGGGGAAAAAAAAAGGUAAAAAAAAAGUGUAAAAAAACCCCCACCCCCAGGGGAAAAUGUUAAAAAAAAAAAGUAUAAAAAAUAAUAAAAAAUUUGUUGUUGUGUUAGUAGUGAGGUUUUUUUUUUGUUAAAUUGUUUUUUUUUUUUUUUUUUCCUUUUUUGAAAGAACGGGGUAGUUGUAAAGAAAAAAGGGAAACUGGUUGUGGUGAAAUUUUUUUAACCCAACAGAGGAAGCGCGGGGGGGGGGGGGGGGGGAGUGCGGGCAAGGGGUUGGGAUUUGACAAAUUUUAAAAGUUUUUGAUCAAAUUCCCUAGGGUGGGAAACGAAAGGUCAAUCAAAAGUGUCAAAAAAGCCCCCACCCCAGGGGGAAAAAUCUAAACAAACAUUACUAUCAUACUGUAUAAAACGAAUUAAAAGAACAUAUCAACAGUACGUCCUUACUAAACGUAAGCUCCGUUAAAUUACUCACUGUAAUUAAGUAUUUUCUCUCUCCACUAGCAUCUCUUAUUUUGAACAACAAAAUCACUCUAGGAAGAUUGACCGUGCUAUUAUAAAAUUAAUGAAACGUAAAAUGCUUCAUAACAUCUGCUCAUUACUCAGUCAUUAGCAUUAGUCAUUCACAGGUAAUUUCUCAAGUUUCAUCGCGUAACUGGUAUUUUUAACAAAAUGAACGAGACAGACUUGGCACAGCUCCUUUAAGAAUGCAUUUGAUCAAUUUGUCUCUCUUUUUUUUCUCAACAGAACCCAAUGCUCCUCCAUCUAAUAUCCAGGGACACAUCAUAAGUCCUACCAGUAUUUUGGUUCAGUGGGGUGAUGUUCCCGCAGCUGAUCAAAAUGGCAUCAUACUGAAAUACACAGUUACCUACACAGCUCUUCCUGGUGACAAUGAACAAACCAAGGUAGUCAAUGCCCCAACAACUGAAGCAACACUGACUCGUCUUAAUGAGCACACCAACUACACGAUCACAGUGUUUGCCUCUACUGUCAAAGGAGAUGGAAAUGUCAGUGAACCUAUCACUCGUCGUACUGAUGAAGACAGUGAGUUUUCCAAUUGUUGAAAUUUUUGUAAAUUUUAUUUAAAUUGUAACUUGUUUACCCACGGAGCACUUGAGAGUUCUUAUGAACUCGUUGAAACGUGUCCGUGCGUUCCAGAUCGAAUUGGAAUUUGGAGUGUUGGUUUUUAGGGAGAGGGGAAAUUCGGAGUACCCGGAAAAAAACCAGUUGGAGCAUGGGAGAAUUUUGUACAAAUAUCUAUUCGUAGCAGAAAUACAACAUAUGAUAAGAGUUGCUCCUUGCUCUUUUACAAAGUAAUGUUUUUCACAGAGUGUAGCAAAUUAGUAAUCUUUUGUGUUUUUUUUCUCGACCAUUAUUGAGCUAUUUUGAAAAAAUAGCUCAUAUGUCAGUGGUGUGAGCGUAUGUAUCUUUGUGGCUUUGUAUCUUUGUAACUUUGUAACUUUGUAACUUUGUAACUUUGUAUCUUUGUAACUUUGUAUGUUCGGAUGUUUGUUGCAAGAGCCAAUAAGGUUGAAGGUACUAUGAGUUGAUGCUAAGGAACCAAUGAGAUCUUGGCAUCUACUUAAAAAUCACAUUGCUAAAGGUCGAACAAGGGCACUUUAAGACCGCCAUCUUGAUUCUUUACAAUUUGUUCGUCUUUUAUUACGGCUACAGGUGUUUGGAAACAUUAUAUUAAAUAUCUUCAUGAUUCAAACGCUGUGUACAGUGAUGCAGCUGUUUAAGGGUUCAUAUUUUAGUGUGGAUGCUACUUCAAGACAUUUCUGACCGAAUUCGGCUAUCGCGAACGGUACCACGCACGUAUUUAUGAGUUGUGUUUCACCUGCUUCAAGGUAGAGUAUAAACGAUCAUAUAUUUUCAAAGCUCUUCCAGUGAAGCAAUAAUUGAUAUUUAGAUAUGGACUUUAAUUCGAAAGUAUGCGGCCUAUAAAAUGUGGUUUUAGAAGUUUGAAAAGCAGCUUAUUUUUUUAAAAGCUGUACCGAGUAUUGUUAAUCCUGUAAACAAGCUGUAGAAAUAUUAUUCUCUCGCUUACAAAGUUCAACAGACCUUUUUCGUUCCGGCAAAACAACAACAAAAAGGAAUAAUAAGUGAACAACAUGAUACAUCCUUCCUGCAUACUAAGCAUUAUAGUUAUUGAAACGUAUUUUAUUUAGUAAAGAUGCGUAUAAACUUAAGUAGAAACAGUAGCGUUAGGGAAUAAAAUUGGAAGAAGCUAGUUGACACAAUAAUUAGGUACUGCUUUAUUGAGUGGAGUAACAUGAUAUGAGCAGAAAUAUAUUUCGGCAGUUUGAUAAUUUUCUUGGAAGUUAAUAAAUGUUAGGCUAUCAACCUUGACGUUGCAUGAAACAUAAUUUAAUUGCAGAUGUUGUAAUAAGGCCGAGGUGAUUUCUUAAAAUCGCUUGAGAAAAUUUUGUAGUAAACAAUUUGCGUUUUUUUUAAGUACGAAUUGUAAAAGGGCCAAAGACCAACAUCUUCACAUGCAAAUCGUGUGCAUGAGUUAUUUUUAUAAUUCUGUUUACUCGAUUACUGUGUGAUAACUCGAAUUCCCUCACGUACGAACCACGGAAGGGGGCAAAGUCCAACACUUUCACGUGCCAUCUGUGUGACUGUACAUCUCAUGCAGAUUGGCUUUUCACAAUAGUAAUAGUGACUUGAACGUAUAAAGACCUGUUUCGUUUAGUAACCAAUGCCCUAAAAAAGGCUCUUGUCUUUUAAGAAGCAAUAGCUUUUAAAACAUGAAGAAAUAAGUUGUCGGAGUUAAAGACUGUCUCACAAAUGUUAAUAAAUGUUAGGUUAUCAACCUUGACGUUGCAUGAAACAUAAUUUAAUUGCAGAUGUUGUAAUAAGGCCGAGGUGAUUUCUUAAAAUCGCUUGAGAAAAUUUUGUAGUAAACAAUUUGCGUUUUUUUUAAGUACGAAUUGUAAAAGGGCCAAAGACCAACAUCUUCACAUGCAAAUCGUGUGCAUGAGUUAUUUUUAUAAUUCUGUUUACUCGAUUACUGUGUGAUAACUCGAAUUCCCUCACGUACGAACCACGGAAGGGGGCAAAGUCCAACACUUUCACGUGCCAUCUGUGUGACUGUACAUCUCAUGCAGAUUGGCUUUUCACAAUAGUAAUAGUGACUUGAACGUAUAAAGACCUGUUUCGUUUAGUAACCAAUGCCCUAAAAAAGGCUCUUGUCUUUUAAGAAGCAAUAGCUUUUAAAACAUGAAGAAAUAAGUUGUCGGAGUUAAAGACUGUCUCACAAAUGUUAAUAAAUGUUAGGUUAUCAACCUUGACGUUGCAUGAAACAUAAUUUAAUUGCAGAUGUUGUAAUGAAGCCGAGGUGAUUUCUUAAAAUCGCUUGAGAAAAUUUUGUAGUAAACAAUUUGCCUUUUUUUUAACGUACGAAUUGUAAAAGGGCCAAAGACCAACAUCUUCACGUGCAAAUUGUGUGCAAGAGUUAUUUUUAUAAUUCUGUUUACUAGUUUAUUGUGUGAUAACUCGAAUUCCCUCACGUACGAACCACGAAAGGGGACAAAGUCCAACACUUUCACGUGCCAGCUGUGUGACUGUACAUCUCAUGCAGAUUGGCUUUUCACAAUGAUAAAUAGUAACUUGGACGUAUGAAGACCUGUUUCGUUUUGUAACCAAUGCCUUAAAAAAGGCUCUUGCCUUUUAAGAAGCAAUAGCUUUUAAAACAUGAAGAAAUAAGUUGUCGGAGUUAAAGACUGUUUCACUGAGUAGAAUCGCACGUGAAAACCUCGUGAAUUAUGAUGACGCAACCAUCUACCUCAAUGAUAAAAAUCCUGGUAUUUCGUAACUAUUCAGUAUUCGAUGAGUCACAUUUUGGCUUAAGAAACUCCGAGGAAACCUUAGAGUUUUCCCUCUAAUCAACGUUUGGUGAGUAGAAAUUUAUUUUACUUUAGCAAUUUGUUUAACUUCCACCAGAUGUAACUGGGAAAGACAGAGGAAAGUGAAUACAUAGGUUGAGGAUCGACUCAGCUGAGCGUUUCGCGUUUUCAUUUAUGUAGCGCAAUACCCAAUUUCGCACAAAAGCCAAAUCUACAUUUAGGAUGAAAAAGGUAGAUUCAUCACUCUUGGUAAGGUUACACCGAAGUAUUAUAGUUACACUGAAGCAUUCAAAAUAGCUCAUGCACGUUGAACGUGCCUAUGUUAUUUUCUGACGUAGUUAAAAGACACGUCCUUCCGUAUCAUCUGAAGAAUUAUGCAGAUCUCUUAUUAUCCUCCUCGAUCCACAUUGCGGUAAAUGAUCUAAUUGACACCCGAGAGGUUUAUUUAACAAUUAAUAAAUACGGCCUCGACGGAUAACACCCUCCGAGAUCUCCAUAAUUCUUCAUAUGAUACGAAAGUCGAAUUCAAUAAUUGUUUUAUUAUUCAUUCAAAAUAAUUCCUAGUUUAAAAACAUGGUUAAAACAUGCUAACCUCCAUCGAUCCAUCGAUGUUAAGUUCAUUUCGAUAGUGCACGCUUAGGUUUGUCCAGCACCGCAAAUAUUCUCCAAAUAGCAGACGUCGCCCUUGUUUUCUUGCUGUUCUUCCCAUGUUUUUAGCUAUGUUUUCGACUAGUUCUUACUCUUGAAACGAGUGAAAUGCCCGCCAUUUUUCAAGUUUACAAUCAAAACAACUCAACCUCGUCCCCAGGUCUUCUCGGUUAACGGUGCCUUAACCUGCGAAAACGCUGCAUUUUUGACGUCAUUUCCUCGUUAAACACAAAAUUCUUCCAAAUUUGGUCAUCAGUAACUGGUUAUGGUGAAUUAAACGAGUGCUUUUAGCCAAUCAGAAUCGGGAAAUUAUUUUGAAUGAAUAAUAAUAAACUUUAACGGUCCAAGGAGUCGUUUAUUUUCAUAUCUGUAACAAGUUCAACAAAACCAAUAUGAUUUCGACGAAAAUAUCAAAAGAGUUUAACAAUAGCGGAAUAUCCAGUCCAUCAAUUGAUACGACUAGGCCGUCUUGAGAUCCCUAUCACUCUUUCAAAUCUCAACUGAGCAAAUGCAACGAUGUCACAAUACUCGCCGAGAGUCAUUGUGUCGUUAGUCCAUCCUUAUUUGAACUUGAUAGUGAAUAAGAUAUAAUGCACAAGAAACUGAACAAAUUGAAUGAUUUUGAUCCUUUUUUCCAGUUCCUAGUAUUUUGAAGUAAAUGUCACAGGGAACGUUUAUUACAGAGGGGCGUCUUAUACAAACUUAACAUCGUAGAGCUGGCGUUUUUCAGAUAAGAGGCGUUUAUUUGAGAGUUGGCGUCUAUUAGAUCAUUUACGGUAUUCUUCAGACCAUAGAGCUCUUUCAUAAUGGCGGCUCUUUUAAUAUAUUCUUUUAUAUGUAUGAUAAUGAGCCUCUUUGAUGUGCAAAUUACAAAAUAAUUCUUACUUUCAAACGAGAUCAGAAGGGCUCAUUUAUAUCUAACCGAUUUUUUAAAAACCAACCUAAGGAAAUUUGCAGUCAUUUGAGUGAAAAGGCGUCAAAAGGAAGGUUUCUUAAGUCCGAGAAGCUCCAAAAUCACAGGAAAAGGAAAAGGAGAAAAAGAAGGAGCGAGGAGAAGGAAAGGAGGAGAAGAGAAAAAAGGCAAUGGUUGCAUUCUUAGUUUUUCACUAAUAGCGACUUUGGAGUUUUUGGCCGAAAAGAACUGUUGGACGCAAAAGGUCCAUUUGGCGAUAACUUUUUCAAAAUCCGACUAAUGAUACAUACGAAAGAAUAAAUAAAUGGGCCACCAUUACGAAAGAAGUCUAUACUCAACUUUAUCCAAAAAUUUGCUACUAUUGUUUAUUCAAAAUAUUCCGCCGUUUCAGAUUGCUUCAAAUUCCCCGCCUAAUUCUUCAUAACCAGGUGGCAUUGACCAAAUUCUAUCGAAUACCAUCGAUUGAGUAGCCUCGUUUCCAGCCAAAUAUCGCAUCGAUCAACAAUCAAUCAAUCAACAACUUCAUUUAAGUGUCUAGUCUUCUAGCUUGCCGUCAGGCCUACUAAUCGGGGACACUACUUAAAUAGCUUAUUAAUAAGAAAUAUAUGUAAAUAAUACUAUAAGCUAAUAAGAUUUAACUAUUCUAAAACUACUUAAAAGAUACACGAUAUUCAAUAUGCUUCGAAAAUACACCUAUGUAAUAAAUAAGAAAAAACUAUAUAUACAAUUUCAUAAUAUAUCAACUCUACCAGUUAUGAUAUUUCCUGUUUAUGAAUUAUGAGUCACACAGGUGGCACCCUUUGCAUGCGUUAUCACUAACCAAUUUGCUCAGAUCUUUUCUCCUUAUAUUUGCUUUAAACCUGCUUAAGGAGGUCUCGUUUCUGUCCUUCAUACUCAAUUUUGACCAUAAAAAUGGCCCAAAAAAUCUGAGGGAAUGCUUUCCAUAUUUAACAGUUUUUACCCUUUGAACGUGAAAGUCCGAGUUCCUCAGGUUGUAAUUCGAAGACGAUGACGAGAAGAGUUCUAGUAUGUUGUAAGGCAGUAAUCUAUUCCUUAUUUUGAACAUAAAGAUAGCGAUAUCUUGUAAUCUCAUGUUAUAUAGACUAGUCAUUCCAGCGUGUGUAAGAAGGUCACCAUAAGGAGAGACUCGAUCUUUGAAGACUGUACGUAGUCCUCUCUCAUUAAUUCUCUCUAGCUUGUUUCUGUCGCUUGCUCGACAAAAGUGCCACACCAAGCUACAGUAUGUGAGAUGGGGUAAAACUGCAGUUUUAUAUAUCCGUAGUUUGGCGUUCAUCGGGAUCAGAUUCUUUAGCCUUUGAAGAACACCAAUCAUUUUACUGGUUUUUAUGCAGACCUCUGAUAUAUGCUGCGAGAAAUUCAAGUCCUUAUCAAUAAUUAUGCCUAGCAGUUUGAAUGCAUCGGUAAAGUUAAUUCUGCAAUCAUCAAUCACUAGCUCCAUUUGUUGUGUGUCCCUUGCUAUAGCCAUUGCUUGGUAUUUGCUAUAAUUGCCUUGCAGAAAAUUUGUCUUAUACCACCUCGAUGUCUCUUCCCCAUCUUCCUUAAUUCUAUCUAUAGCAGAGUGCAGAUUCAAAUUGGAGCAGUAGAUCUGAUGGUCAUCGGCAUAGGCAGACAACUGAGAUUUAACGCCAGUGUAGAAUAAAUCGUUUUGAUACACGUUCCACAACAGCGGUCCCAAGGAUGACCCUUGCGGGCAGCCUCGUUUGACAGCUUUCCAAUCACUUGUGUAGUUGCCAACUCUUGUUCUGUUUUCCCGAUCAUCAAAAUAAGAUCGCAUUAAUCCCAAAGCGGGGUCAGACAGCCCAUAGGCUUUUAACUUUGCCAGUAACAAAUUUGGAUGUAAUGAGUCAAAAGCUUUGCUCAUGUCCGUGGAUAAUAUCACUGAUGCAUGCCCUUUGUCUGCUGCAUGCUUCCAAUCUUCAGUAAGGCGUAUCAAGGUCGUUUCGCAGCUGAAGUGUUUGCGGUAAGCUGACAAAAAGGUAUCGAAAAUUGGCUCAAACUUUUCACUUAGUUGUUUGCAUAUUAGCUGCUCAAAGAUUUUAUCAACCGCAGUUAGCACGGUUACUGGUCUGUAAUUAACUUUAUCUAAGGGGUCUUCCUUCUUAUAAAUCGGGAUCCACUCUCCUCUUUUCCAGGCGCUGGGCCAACGAUUUUCCUCAAUAGCCUGAUUAAAUAUAGUAGUCAGUGGUGUUGCUAGCAGUUCUGCUGUCAUUUUAAGUACUCUUGGAGGUAACAUAUCAUAUCCUGUUGCUUUAUGGGGAUUAAUUUCUCUCAGUGCUGCGAGGACCUCAUUCCUAUCCAGUCUUCUGAAACUGAAUGUAUUUGGAUCGUGCCUGGCGUUUAUGCUCGCGACACUAUGAUGUUGAUAACAUAGAGCCUCUGUUAGAGCCCCUACGUCAGUCCCACCAAUGUGAUCAGCUAUCGAACAAAAGUAGUUGGUAAAUUCUUGUGCCACAAGCCUCUGGUCCUGGUGUGUAACACCUUCGAUGUUAAGAGAGAUUAAACUUUUGUCCUUUUUUGGUUUGGUCCUGAGGAACGGAGUAAAGGUGUUAUAGAAUUUUCUUGAGUUAUUAUUCAUGUCCUCGCAUAUGGCAUUCCAAUAAUUCUUGAUCGCCUUUCUUCUUAAUCGUGUAGCAUUAUUGCGCCAUUUCUUCAUUAACUCCAUGUUUUCUUUGGUUUUGCUUUGACUGAAUUUCUUGGCAUACUUUCUCUUUUUCCGGAUGGCUUCAUUCCAUUCACCCGUCAUGUAUGGUACGUCUAUCUUCCGUGCUUUAACUCUCUUUAAUGGGAGGUGUUUAUCCACAAUCCUCAUUUAAUUCCGUGUACCAAUUAUCAUAUAGCUUAUCAACUUCUGUCACAUUUUGUUUAAACCAUACCGCUUCCUCCAUACCGCAACCUCGUUUCAAGACGCGCCGAGAAGCCUAGCUUUCUAUUCCCGAGUGAACUUUAGAAAAUAUAUAUAUAUGGUGUUUACGGCUUUGUGAAGACGAAAUAGCUGAAUUUCUGGUUAAAACUGAACGGAAGAAUGCCAGAAUUUGCCAAACAUAAUGCUCGAUGGAUGUUGUCUACCAUUGAGGAGAACGUGUAAGGAAAGAAAACAUCUGUUUAUAUCCUGAAACCGUGCUAAAGUUUUGAAGAAAGUCUACGAAGAAGUGGCUUUGUUAAGAACUUAGAAAUGCUGUGAAUGAAUAUUGAAUUUAGCUUUCGUAUGAUGAAUUUUUUUGAAUUUAGCUUUCGUAUGAUGUGUAGAAUGUUGCAGAUCGAGGAGAGCGUUGUAAAACUAAGCCGAACACAUCCUACUCCGCCUCAUUCAAUAAUUGUUAAAUAAUCAAGGGGCAACUAAUUCCAAACGUGUUUUUUUUUUUUUACAGAACCUUCUGAGUCUCCGAAAAUAACCAGCGUGACAGUAUUAGACACUACCAGUGUUUUAUUGAAAUGGAAACCUGUUCCUCGAGCGUCCCAGAAUGGCAUUAUCAGAAAUUACACCAUACGCUUCAGAGACGUGGAAAAUAAAGGAAAUGGCACAGUGACCGUCAAAGCACCCGCUGUAAAUGCAACUGUUAAUGGACUGAGGCAGAAGGCAGAAUAUCGGUUUUGGAUUGCGGCCGCAACUUCAGUAGGUUAUGGACCAUUUAGUGACCCUAUAACGGCUACGACAAAAGGUAAAGGACACUACACAGCUACCCCUCGAAGCCGGGGGUGAGGGGGGUGUGGGGGGUUGAGGUUUGGAAAUGAAGAAUGGUCUAGUUCCUUGCACCGACCCUGAGGUAGAUAGUUGUUUUUGUAUUAAUCAAAUCUGUUUGAUAUAAAACAAAUAGAUAAAAAUAAUAUAAAUAAAUGAAAUAAAUUGAAAGUUCGUCAUUUUGUAAGAGCAUUGUUUACAAAUAUAUUUCAGGGAUCUCGUGAAAUGCAUUUGCAUGAUUCGCUAAACUGGUGUACCCGGAACCGUGGAAGAACCUCUCGGAGCAAGGCAGAGCUAGCCACAAGAUCAAACCAAAUGUGUCAUCAGCGCCGUAUUGCUAUUAUCACUGUUGCACCUUUUGCUUCUCGCGUGAGCGACAGGAGUUCAUUUAGCAUACCGUGUGGCAGGAAAUUUUUGCGGGUUCUAAUUUUUGCGAUUUUUGUGGUUUUUUUAGCGAUCCGCAAAAUAAGUUCCCGCAAAUAAAAAUUACCGCAAGCAUUUUAUCCGCAAAAAUUAACUCCAGAGUAAUUAUUCUUUAAAUUCAUCACACAAAAAUACAGUACUAAGAAAUCGUGGUUGUUCAUUCAAUUGCAACUUGCCUCUUUCAUUCAGAAACAAGACGGUAUACAAUGAAAUACUAGUUUAACAUAGGGUACGCAUACCGUAGUAUUGUUUGAAAAUAUGUAUUUCUUUCUGCACGUACUUAACAAAAACGAAAAUUUUAUCCAGGCUGGGUACUGGGUACUUCCUGAAAAUCGCAAAAAUUAAUUCCCAGCAAGAAAAACCACCUUGUAAUGAACGCAAAAAUUAGUUCCCGCAAAACACAAAAAAUCGCCAAUCCGCAAAAAUGCACUCUUGCAAAAAUUUUCUGUAGCUGAGACUCCCUGGAGGUGAUACUUUUAGGCACUUUGCGAAAAGCCCCCUUCUUCUACAAAGAGCCUCGACAAAAAUUGCCCGAAGCUAACAUAAAAGGAGGAACCAACACCAUUAUUUCAGAUACAUGUAUAUCAACAAAAAACGAUCGUUAAGGAGAAAAACUGAUUCGCGAUUCAGUUUCGCGUAUGAAAGACAAUUUUCAAGUUUCGAAAACCCACAUUCAUAAAAUGAGGCUCCUCAACUUAAAGAAGAAAGAAUUUAUCAACUCUGCACUUCUAAGUACUAAAUUGUUGUUGUUUGUUUGUUGUAGCCGUGCCGACACAAUCGCCGCCUCAAGGAGAUGCCAUUGGAACAAAUGAAGUUAAAGUGCCGUUUGUUAACAAGGCAACUUUAAGCAGUGGCAAGCCAGUUACGUAAGUCCGCCAUGUACUUUGCUUUACUCCACAAAGGAAAUUAAACUUCUAUUCGUUAAAAUUUAUGAGCCGUUGGAAAGAAUUUCUGCAGCCUUUUCAUCCGACUUCAUUGUCGCGGAGAAACCAUAGUAACUGCGGCGUCGCGGCGAAAUGUCGGCCAAGGGUAAGAUUUGGCAGGUCAAAGUGCACUAUGACUCUUUGACCUCAUAGACUUAAAGUGUUGCCUGCUUAGAAACUUUGGCGUGAAACAGGUUCAAAGUUAACUUUCAUGUGACCUCGAAGUAACCGCUUUCGGGAGAAUAAUUCCAUCAUAGUUAUCUAAAUAUACAUUGUAUUAUCUCUCUGUAGCCAUUUUCAGAUAAUCGUCACGCCAUUAAAGGGAAAAGAAGAUGACCCUGGAAACAGUGCGGAUUCUAAAUACGAAAAAGUCGACCGGACUUACGAAAAUCAAGAGGAAGGCAAGCCUUACAUUACUGCCGAGUUUCGAAAGGGUCUGUUUACAACAGAAUUCCCAGUUGGAGACGGGAAAUACUACUCACGAAACGAUGUAACCGACUCUAAAAGGAAACGCAGAGCUGUUGGUAAGUUGGCUCUAAACCCUGGGCUCACUCUCCCAUUUGGCCCAAAGGUGGAUGUGACUGACUGAGCCAGUCACACCAGACAGGGUAUGGGUAUUUGAUCUUGUGUCUUACACGGCGUACAGAAUUUCACCAAUUAGUGUCUUGAACAGGGUAUCGUCCAGCAACGAAUCUGCCUUGAACAGGGUUGAAUAGACAGAGCGUGAUCCAUAUGUAUGAUCUGUUUUCACAGGUUCAAUACGUUUACCCCGAUAUAACGAUAUUUUACACACGCCAAGUCAAAUAAACCAAGGAGAUGUUAAACAAAUAAAGUAUAUUUUGGUUAUGUUAAAAAAAGUUUCCUGUCCUUACUAGUAAGCGAGACUAUCAUUCGAAGCAAUUUUUUCUUUCUUUUCAUUGGCCGAAGGCCCACCACGUGACCUGGAAAUAACUGCCUACAAAUAAUGGUCUGCUCAUGUACAAUGCCGUCCAACAGUGUUUGGCUGCAAAUAAUAUUCUGCUCAUGCGUAAAGGAAACCGUGCUUUUCUCCUUCUUGCGAUCGCUCUUGCGUGAAAAUGGCAGAUCGCUUCGCUUCCCAAGGAUAUUCGUUAAAAAGCAAACUCGGUGAUCGAAUAAUCAAACAAUUAUUGAACCCGGUUACCGCAAAACAUCGUGAUUUGUCAGUGUCUCGCAGAUCAAUUAUUUGCCUCAGCCUUCGGCCUCGGCAAAUAAUUAAUCUGCUCGCGACAAAUCACGAUAUUUUGCUCAACCUCGUCCAAUAAUUGUUAAUUAGCGUCCCCACCCUUCCCACUCCUCCCCCAGUCUCAAAAGAAAGGGCUUGAUGGCUAAUAAUACUAACAAUACCAGCAUUUUGAUGUCAGAGGUUUUUUCUGCAUUGAUCUACCGUUACUUUAUUUCCACGGUGAAACUGUCGAAUGAACUCUGCCACUGAAAAGUUAUGCUGCUUCUCACUAAAGGAUGGUUUUCACUAGCGACGGAGUCCAAGUCGGAAUCGUAAGCGGGAGUCACUAGCACGACGGAAUCGGAGUCAGAAGAAUUAGAGCGUUUCUAUUUUCUUCCGAUUCCGCUUACGACUUCAUCGCUUACGUUCCGCUUAUGAUCUAGUGAAAACCAGCUUGUCAGGGACGGAAGCAAAAGCGGAAGGAUAGUGCAAUAUAAUCACAAUGCACGUUCCCACGCUUUGUGAUUGGUUUAGUUCUUCCGUGUCUGCUUGCAACUCCGACGACCCAGUUUUCACGUGAUCGUAAACGACGGCAGUCGUAAGCGGACUCACAAGAAUCACAACGCUGUUUUCACUAAAUCGUAAAGUUCUUUAGUCGUUUCUGAUUUCGACUCCGUCUCUGAUGAAAACCAGCCUUAAAUUCUGGCUAAACGAAAACCGCUCGGUGGACACACGUAGAGCCCCUCGGGGAGAUAUUCGUAUGGUAAGCCCAGUUCAAACGGACGCGGAUCAAUUUAAGUUUCUGGGAAACUGACCACCCACCCCUCCCCUAAGUCAACAUUAUCACUUACUUCCCACUUAGGGCAAACUAUUGGCUUAGGGGAGGGGUGGGUGGGCAGUUUCCCAGAAACCUAAAUUUAUCCACGGACGCAACAUUGUUGUUGUGUUGGAUGUUACAUCUUGCGUCCGUUUGUUCACCCUGGGACAUGUUGUUUACAACUUCCUAUGGGUUGGUUGUAACUUUUCCACGACACACUGCAGGUCCCAACAUUGGGUGGGAGUUGUUGCGUCCGUUUGCACCUAGCAUGAGAGUUCAGACAUCGAACACUGAUUUUCUAACCAUGAUGUUUCUUUGUUUUGCUUUACUAGUUGAAAAGUAUCUAAACGGAAAGCUUGACGAUGAUACCAAGUAUGCUGUAUUUCAGCGUUCCUUUGAUAAGGAUGAUAAUUACGAGAACGAGGGCUUUAUCAUAUUCACCACCAACAAGGACAACACGGCCGCUAUUGUAGUAGGGGUGGUUGUUCCGCUUAUUGUGUUGGCUGUUAUUGUAGUAGUAGUCAUCGUCUAUCUUCGUCGAAGAAACAAGGAUCAAGCCGUUGAUGGGGAAGACGUGCCCAUGAAUUCCAAGCCACACCGUACCAAAUCAGUCUCCGGGUUUUUNUAG